Aegilops tauschii subsp. strangulata is the source of this 1659-nucleotide messenger RNA. The record is from RefSeq and is a predicted model, not a curated record. NCBI's taxonomy places the organism in Eukaryota, Viridiplantae, Streptophyta, Magnoliopsida, Poales, Poaceae.
UUCGCUCUAACAUCAUACUCUGUUGAGUCAUUGUACAAAGGUAGAUUAUUUGGGUAAUGGCAUACUUAAAUUAGUUCACAGAUUUGUUCUCAUGCCAUUAAAAGGUUAAUUUUGUGCAUAAUUGCUCAACCUUACAAUGCAAACCUUUGUAGUUGGCAAUGCUCAAGGUCUAGCCAUGAAUUUAUUGUGUGCUGGAAUUGCUCAGUGAUUGGGUUUGUGGUUUACUACGGGGUACGGGAUUUGGUUGGUUCAGAACUAGUUACCCACUUAAUAGCAAUUGUUAGUGUUAUACUAUAUUAGAUGCACCCAGGAACUAUCUUUUAAGUAAUUUUAAUGUUCGUAAGUGUCGUUAUGCAGCUAUAAUGAAUGAAAGAAACACUCAAAUUGCGGAAAAAUUUCCUUUUGAAGUAGAAGUAGACAAGGGUGUGAAUGUAUUUAGUUGGCAGUUCGAGUUAAUGAGGUCAAAUGAAUAGUAUGGGCUAUUGGACGAGAACCACUGAAAAUAGGCCAGUGAUGCUUAAGAGGAAUAUAAGAAUAGCAGAUUUCCAAAUAGAAAUAUACACGGUAUGUAGAACUACAUAUUGGUACGCCUAAAAAAGGAUUAUGAAGGUUUGUCCCAAAAUGGAAUGAUUGGAAUAGUUAGUUGAAGAUAUGUGCAAAACCAUACAGAAAGUGUACUCCGCAUUUACAUGGUAAUUCUAAAAUUGUGAGUUAAAACUAGUCAUCUUAAUCCAGAUUAAUUUUCUCAUGAAACAAUUUAGCUGUACUACUACAAAAGAUUGAAUUCAUAUUGUAUAGCUAUGAAAAAGGUAACAUAAGUACUCUUCAAAACAUCACAUCAUGUCUACGAGAAUUGUAGAAAAUGGCUCCAUAGUCCAAUGCAAAAGCUUUCAAUAUUGUUAUUUCAAACUAAGGUCGUAUCUAUGUAAUGUAGCAAUAUCACUGGAAUUUGAGAGGAAACAGUUCAAUAUCUUCGCUUGUCGUAAUUCGUAUGGAGGAGAUGGCGCUUGCGACCUAUUGGUGUUAACCUUUCUAUACGAAGAUAUUCCAGGGGCAUCAUCUCAGCGCUCCAUGGCCUCACUGCUAAAGCGAUUCAGCGAUGUAGCACAGUCGCCAAAAGGGUGCCGCUACAACCCAGAGAGAUCCGGCGUCGGUAUUGUCUCAGCUAUUAUGGAACCAACCGCUACACGCCUACGCAUGGUCCGGCCUCUCAUCCACACCAACGCGCGUGAGAUCCUAGAGGUUACACUACCGAACCUCUGUUGGAGCAAUAGGAGGCCAUUCCGAGCAGCCAUACUGUCAUGCGGUCUAUGCCGCAGGUGGAUCGGUAGUGGCACCAUCUAUAUGUUCAAAGGUGAGAUGGGAUUUUGUAAACAGGAGUGUCUCUUCGACUAUAUCGUGGAGCAAUUGGAAAAAGAGACACAGAGGGUGAGAUGGUGUGGAAGAGAAAAGGUGCCAACAAUGGAGGACAAGGAAGGCGACCAGAGCUGCAUUUUCUUCACCCGCGCUGGCAGCCUAUGAUGCACCUACAUCUAUGUUUGAGAGAUGUAUGGGAUUAGAAGGACUGGAACCUAUUUUUCACAACUGUAUAACUUUGUGCUUUUGUAAGUAUAGAACACCUGAUGGUUAGUAAAUAGCAAUACACUUUUGAUCAUGGCA